Molecule: messenger RNA, 1017 nt
Organism: Morus notabilis
Lineage: Eukaryota; Viridiplantae; Streptophyta; Magnoliopsida; Rosales; Moraceae
Product: peroxidase 60
Exons: 4
Coding region: 1-1017 (338 amino acids)
Biological process (GO): hydrogen peroxide catabolic process; response to oxidative stress
Cellular component (GO): plant-type cell wall; plasmodesma
Molecular function (GO): peroxidase activity; heme binding
Source: RefSeq, a predicted model, not a curated record
AUGUGUAGAGGAAAAUCAUUAGUUAUUGCCGUGGCUUUAUCAUGUCUUGUGCUUCUGAGCCUGGGAGGGCAAUGCUAUGGCCAAUUGCAGCAGGGAUUCUACAGGGGAAAAUGUAUAAGCAAUAAUGAUUUGGAUUUUUUUGGUCGGACUUCUUUUAAAGAGGAGGACGUUGAGAAAAUUGUGGAGCAAGAAGUUUCUAGAGAAUUCUUCAAUGACCCGAAACUUGCCGCUGCUCUCCUUCGUUUGCUGUUCCACGAUUGCUUUGUUGAGGGAUGUGACGCCUCGAUUCUACUGGACGGUACCGGCAGCGAGAAAGAAGCUGGAGCAAAUCAAAGCGUGCGAGGUUAUGAUGUUAUUGAGCGGAUCAAAAAGGUUUUGGAGAGAAUUUGCCCUGGAGUUGUCUCCUGUGCUGAUAUCAUUGCUUUGGCUACUAGAGAUGCCGUAGCCUUGGCCAGCAGGGAAAAACUGAGGUCCCCUGUAAAGACGGGAAGAAAGGAUGGCUUUGUAUCUCUUGCUAGUAAUGUCGACUUGCCAUCUUCUACAAUAUCAGUGUCCCAAUCCAUUGACAAAUUCAAGCUGAAGGGACUCAGUGAAACUGAAAUGGUUCUUCUUCUUGGAGCUCACACUGUUGGAAUGACACAUUGCGGUUUCUUCCAAGAUCGUCUGUACAGAGCUGAUGAACCAAUGGAUGCAGAUCUUAGAAGAGCUUUGCAGGCAAGGUGUCCUCAAGAUGGGAGUGGCAGCAACAACCCCGUUGCUCUUGAUCAAGGAACUCCAAUGGCCGUCGACAAGUCCUACUUCGACCAAAUCUCAACCAAAAGAGGAAUUCUUCAGAUCGACCAAGAUUUAUUUACCAGUGGACUGACUAACAAGACGGUCAUCGAAAUCGCCGCCAAAGGUUUCGAUUUCGCCGUUCGAUUCGGGCAGGCCAUGGCGAAGCUCGGAGAAGUCGGCGUAAAGACCACUGAAGAUCAAGGAGAGAUCAGAACUACAUGCGGACGAGUCAAUUUCAGUUGA